AUGGAUCCAUCGAUUAGCGCUCAACGUUCUCUGAGGGAGAACUUUUGUUCGGACGAGGUGAAAGAAGAGUGGCUCAAUGCUGUGAUGACGUGUUGGGGUUAUUUCGAGAAAGAUCAACUCCGUGAAUGCCGUCGGCAACCACGCGGCGAGCCAUGUCUAUUCCAUAACGUAUUGGAUCUUGCUCAAAAUGUGCAACAAUGCGACUGUGCGAACAUGCUGCAGCCGCAAUGCGGUUGCCAGGUGCCACCGAACCCAAGCUGUAACUGCGGUCAACUGCAGCAACAGUACUCGAGUUGUGGAUGUGGUCCACUAACCUACCAGGUUUCCUGCAACCAAUGCCAACAACCACCGCAGAUGUGCGCUCCGUCAUGUAUGCCGUCCUGUCAGCCCAGCUGCAUGCAGCAGCAACAGCCACAAUUCAUCGUCGUCCAGCAGCAGCCCCAGCAACAAUGUGCUCCAGCCUGCUGCAUGCCGUCCUGCCAACCGCAGUGCAUCCAGCAGGCCUGCGCACACCUGCUUGUCAGCCAAUGUGUGCGCCCCAGUGCACUCAACAGCAGCACAACCCCAGCAGAUCAUCGUCGUUCAGCAACAACCUCAACAGCAGUGCGCUCCCGCUUGUAUGCCGUCCUGCCAACCUCAAUGCCUUCAGCAGGCUUGUGCACCAGCUUGUCAGCCAAUGUGUGCGCCCCAAUGUGUGGAGCAGCAACAGCAGCAGAUCAUCGUCGUCCAACAACAGCCCCAACAGCAGUGUGCCCCGCCAUGCAUGCCUGCCUGUCAGCCGCAAUGUGUCCGGGCAUCGUGCGGUGGUACUGUCAACCAGCAACCCUCAAACAAAUCAUCGUGGUCCAGCAGCAGCCCCAGCAACAAUGCGCUCCUGCCUGCAUGCCGGCCUGUCAGCCGCAGUGCGUCGAACAACAGCAGCAACAGAUCAUCGUGGUUCAGCAGCCUCAGCAGCAACAAUGCGCUCCGUCUUGUAUGCCGUCGUGCCAGCCCCAAUGUGUCCAGCAGGCCUGUGCUCCUGCCUGCCAGCCGAUGUGUGCCCCUCAGUCAACCGCAACAACAGCAGUGCGCCCAGUCUGCCAGCCAUCCUGCCAACCACAGUGCGUACAGCAGCAGCAGAUCUGCGCUGCUGCUUGCGAACCCAGCUGCCAGAGCUCAUGCAGCUCAAACAGCCAAUGCGUACAGGCUUGUCUCCCGAGCUGUGAAUCAUCUUGCGUUCAACAGUCGACUCCUGUGGUGGUUGUACAGCAGUCUCAAAACAACUGCCCUGCACCAUGCCAACCAUCCUGCACACCUCAGUGCGUCCAGCAGCAGCAGAUCUGCGUCUCCGCGUGUCAGCCAUCCUGCCAAAGCUCCUGCGGUGGUAACCAGCAGUGCGUGCAGUCGUGCAUGCCAAGCUGCCAGUCAUCCUGCACCCAGCAAGCUCAACCAGUGAUCGUCGUCCAACAGCAACCUCAACAGCAGCAGUGUAUGCCAGCCUGCCAGCCAACCUGCCAACCACAGUGUGUUCAGCAGCAACAGAUCUGCGUGCAGGCAUGUCUGCCAAGUUGUCAGAACUCUUGCGGUGGAAACUCCCAAUGUUCACAAACCUGUCAAAGCAGUUGCGAGCAGUCUUGCGGCACCCAGCAGGUCGUGGUCGUUCAAGCUCAGCCAGUCUGCGGUCAGGCCUGUCAGGCCGCUCCCGUGAUGCAGUGCGCUCCUCAAUGUCAGCCGUCAUGCCAGCCUGCUUGCAUGGCACAAGCUCAGACUUACAUGCAACCGCCGGCCGUCGUCAUGUGCUCUCAGCCAGCCGGGCAGUGUGCCUGCGGCUCCGGAUACUCACAAUGCAUGCAAGGAGUCUGUUGUCUACGAAAACGACACCGCCAAGCAAAAACCGUCAAAGCUGCCUAA
Molecule: messenger RNA, 1890 nt
Organism: Ostertagia ostertagi
Lineage: Eukaryota; Metazoa; Nematoda; Chromadorea; Rhabditida; Trichostrongylidae
Source: the annotation of a GenBank genome assembly